Messenger RNA from Exaiptasia diaphana, 1651 nucleotides. RefSeq names its product protein SSUH2 homolog. Lineage: Eukaryota; Metazoa; Cnidaria; Anthozoa; Actiniaria; Aiptasiidae. The record is from RefSeq and is a predicted model, not a curated record.
AAUGACCGACGUGGGCCGGCAGUCUGAGGUCGAGGGGCAAGAGCUAUAGUCUGGUGCAAUUCCGUGAGCGAUACGAGCAAUCGGUCUUAUUCUAUACUUGCUAAACCUAAGUACUCUUACAAGAAGUCGAACAAAAGAUCCACACGUUUCUUUCUAAAGAUGAGUGGCUAUCCUCCACAGCAAGGUCCAUACCCAGGACAGCCAAAUCAGCCACCAGUAGGCUUUGCUCCUCAGUAUGGAGCACCUCCUCAACAAGGGGGCUAUCCCCCUCAAGGAGGACCUCCCCAGCAGCAUGGAGGAUAUCCUCCUCCUCAAGGAAGCUAUCAACAAGGUGGACUUCCCCCUCAACAACAAGGGUAUCCCCCACAACAAGGAGGAUAUCAACCCCAACAAGGAGGGUAUCCCCCACAGCAAGGAGGGUAUCCCCCUCAACAAGGAGGGGCACAACCCCAAAAGGGAUAUGGAGCUACAAAUCUUUCUUUGGGAGGUGAUGUUGAUACACCUACUUACACUGGUUCUGAUAUACCUGAUCARGAUGUUGAAGGGAACGAUAAUGCUGGGCCACCGGCUCCCUCGGCACCUCCACCAAGCCUGUUUGGACCACUGCCUGGAUAUGAAAACAUGAACUAUGGAACUCCGUUUUUGCCACCACCACCUGCGUAUGAACCACCAAAGCAGGAGAACAGACCUGAACAGCACUUCAGUCAGGCAACAUCAAUAACUGAUGAUCAAGCCAGGAAUGCCUUGCUAAAGUUUGCUGGUGAUCACUGUUGCUAUGGCAAAGGAGCUGCCAAAGAUAUGGAUAUCAAGGACAUCCAACCAACCUGUGCCUACCAUUAUUCUUUGACAAGUUUCUGUGAAGGAAGAGCUACAGCCUAUGCUUUCCAGCCCUAUACAGGACAGCCCAUUGAUGGCCCCAACAAUGGUCCCCCACCACCUCCRUGGAGCAUUCCUGCCAACCCACCCAAGAACUUCCAAGAUGCUACAGUAAAGAUCGAAGUACCRCACACUGCUGUCCUCAAGCCUUGUCAUGAGUGCUUUGGAGGUGGUUACAAGCGUUGUUAUAACUGUCAUGGACGUGGAAGGCGUCAUGUGCUACGUGCUGUCCCUGUUUCUGAAGUCCAUUACGAGUGGAAAGAUCACAACUCGCGSUACUGGGUGUACGGACAUGACCACAAGGUUCAUGCCCCCGACUACCCUCAAACAUGCUGYUGUGGCUGCACUAUAUUGUAGACUUUGGGCUACCUGUGCUGCUAACAUUCACAUACAAAAGGGACAUAGUCAACUCGGCAAUCAAUAUAGAAAAUCAAAGUGCAUUGUGGACUAGGUUCAGUACCAUAUUUGGCUGCACUGACAAAGAUGUUUGUUUCCGAAUCGAGACCACAAUGCAAUGAGUGAUAGUAUUUUAGAAAAAAGUCUUUAUAGUUAUGUUUUAGAUUUUCAUAUAUGCAUGGAAAAUGAAGUGAUUUCAAAUAUCCAUUCGCAAUCCGUUUCCAUCCUGAAUAUUUGAAAAAUAUAUAAAUGAAAUGAUUCCAAUGAUACAAUCUUUAGAAAUGCACURCGAUGAAUGUAAUCAAUCAUAGAAUAUUAUGGACUAGAGAAUUAUUACACAACAUUUUACAUAAUAAAGAAGCUCUAUACUUCUUCCUGG